AGUUGCAUUUGAAAUUUUCUGAGAAUUACUGACGAUAAAAAAAUGUCACCUUUUGUUACUACCUUUUUUAUUGUUUUGGUUGUAUUUGCAGCCGCAAUAAAUGUUGAAGCUGGUGGUCGUUGUGCACCAGAUGAAGUUGGGUCUGAAUGUGGUAGACCUUUAAAUUGUCAGAGAACAUGUCAGAGAAGACCACUUUGCACAGCGCAAUGUGUACCAGCUUGUGUGUGUCCAUCGGGUUCUGUUAGGAGAUCCUCAACUGAUUCAACUUGUGUACCAAUACGAAAUUGUUGACAAUAAUUUCAAUAAUAAUUAUUAAAAGAUUUAACGAGAAAUUAAAAAUUUUUUGUUUAAUUUUUUCAACAAUUAGAUAUUGAAUUUGAGUAAUUUCUGUACAAUAUUAAAUCUAAUAAAAGAUUUAUGCAAAAUUUA
Leptopilina heterotoma is the source of this 429-nucleotide messenger RNA. Its product is annotated as chymotrypsin-elastase inhibitor ixodidin-like. Lineage: Eukaryota; Metazoa; Arthropoda; Insecta; Hymenoptera; Figitidae. The transcript has 3 exons. The record is from RefSeq and is a predicted model, not a curated record. The coding region runs from base 43 to 291 and encodes 82 amino acids.